Castor canadensis (American beaver) is the source of this 1749-nucleotide messenger RNA. NCBI's taxonomy places the organism in Eukaryota, Metazoa, Chordata, Mammalia, Rodentia, Castoridae. The record is from RefSeq and is a predicted model, not a curated record.
AUGAGGAGUGGGAAAGCAAAAGCCAGUAGAAUUUGUGUAAUAGUAUUUGGCAGUAAUUUUGUUCCCCUCAGUACCCAGCAGAUUGUUACGUGGUGGACAACUCCUCGAGUUCUUUCAAAAUUGACAAACUCAGUGCUAAUCUGUUGCAGAAACCCAACCGCAGUGGAAUAUCUAGCAGCCCACCUCUCCAAAAUCCAUGGCCUGGACUGGCACCCAGACAGGCACAUUCUUGCUACCUCCAGUCAAGACAACUCUGUCAAGUUCUGGGAUUACCGCCAGCCUCGGAAAUACCUUAAUAUUCUCCCAUGCCAGGUGCCUGUCUGGAAGGCCAGAUACACGCCUUUCAGCAAUGGAUUAGUGACUGUGAUGGUUCCUCAGCUACGGAGGGAGAAUAGCCUGCUCCUAUGGAAUGUCUUUGACUUGAACACCCCGGUUCACACCUUUGUGGGGCACGAUGAUGUGGUGCUGGAGUUCCAGUGGAGGAGGCAGAAGGAAGGGUCCAAGGACUACCAACUGGUUACAUGGUCCCGGGAUCAGACCUUAAGAAUGUGGCGGGUAGAUUACCAGAUGCAGAGGCUCUGUGCCAAUGACAUACUGGAUGGAGUCGAUGAGUUCAUUGAGAGCAUUUCUCUUUUACCGGAACCAGAGAAGAGCUUGCACACCCAAGAUACAGAUCACCAACAAAACUCAAGUCAAGGGGAAGAAGAAGCCUUUAAGGAAGAUCCUCCUUGCAGUCUCUUGGAAGAGAGGAAAUCAGAUCAACUUGGCCUGCCUCAGACUCUGCAGCAGGAGUUCUCUCUGAUCAACGUGCAAAUCCGGAAUGUCAAUGUAGAGAUGGACGCAGCAGAUAGGAGCUGUACAGUGUCUGUGCAUUGUAGCAACCACCGUGUCAAGAUGCUGGUGAAGUUCCCGGCGCAGUACCCCAACAACGCCGCCCCCUCCUUCCAGUUUAUUAAUCCCACAACCAUCACAUCGACCAUGAAAGCUAAGCUGCUGAAGAUCCUGAAGGACACCUCUCUGCAGAAAGUGAAACGCAACCAAAGCUGUUUGGAGCCCUGCCUGCGCCAGCUUGUCUCCUGCCUUGAGUCUUUUGUGAACCAAGAAGACAGUGCUUCUAGCAACCCAUUUGCUCUCCCAAACUCUGUCACACCACCCUUACCAACAUUUGCACGGGUGACUACUGCCUAUGGAUCAUACCAGGAUGCCAAUAUUCCUUUUCCUAGGACUUCUGGGGCCAGGUUCUGUGGAGCAGGUUACCUAGUAUAUUUCACAAGGCCCAUGACAAUGCAUCGAGCGGUGUCUCCGACAGAGCCUACUCCCAGAUCUCUCUCGGCCUUGUCUGCUUAUCAUACUGGCUUGAUUGCUCCAAUGAAGAUCCGCACAGAGGCCCCUGGGAACCUUCGUUUAUACAGUGGGAGUCCCACUCGCAGUGAGAAAGAGCAAGUCUCCAUCAGCUCCUUCUACUACAAGGAGCGGAUGUCUCCUCGCUCUGCCCGGCGACGUUGGUCCAUACAAGCAAUUAACGACUUCCCGAAAUCAAGGAGGUGGAAAAGUAAGCGCGAGGGAUCUGACUCUGGCAAUCGACCUAUCAAGGCUGCUGGGAAAGUCAUCAUACAGGAUGUUUCGUGCCUUCUUCCUGUUCACAAAUCACUGGGAGAACUGUAUAUAUUGAAUGUGAAUGAUAUUCAGGAAACAUGUCAGAAGAAUGCUACUUCAGCCAUGCUUGUUGGAAGAAAGGAUCUUGUCCAG